CUGUCUCUCUCUCUCUCUCAUUCUCUCUCUCUCCCUCUUCCCUUUUCUUUUCGCCAUCUCAGACGGAAAAGGCGGAACUUCAGCAAGCAGGCCACGGAGAUCCUGAACGAGUACUUCUACUCACACCUCAGCAACCCUUACCCGAGCGAGGAGGCCAAGGAGGAACUAGCAAAAAAGUGCAGCAUCACUGUGUCCCAGGGUGUAGGAACCACCAUCACAGUGUCACAGGUGUCCAAUUGGUUCGGCAACAAGAGGAUCCGGUACAAGAAGAACAUCGGCAAGUUCCAGGAGGAGGCUAACCUCUAUGCAGCCAAGACAGCGGUGACGGCAACCCAUGCCGUGGCAGCAGCCAUCCACAACAGCCAGGCCAACUCACCCACCACGCCCAACUCUGGCUUCCAGAUGAAAGAUGAGGAAUUUCAACUGGACUCUGCUGAGAGCAAAAACUCCCUUUUAACCAACAUGUUCACAGCCGGGGGAUACCAUACGCCAUGCUAUCAGUCAGACGGUCGGAUACAAUGAUGGGCUACGGCAUCCCAUGUACAGUCCUCACAGUCUAAAUGGUAACGGGGGAUGGCACGGUGCACCUACUCCCUCCUCAGUGACGUCCCCAAACGAAGGGCCAGGCAGUGUGCACUCUGAUACCUCAAACUGACCACCUCACUGAUCGUCUCUUUUCCACCUAAUAUGCUACCGUGCCCUCGACCAAUGUGACUGAACCAAACAGAGGCCAAACAGAACCAAUCACCUCCCUCGACUGAGUCUAACCCCUCCCCCCUUCACUCCAGACAAUGUCGGCCAUUUUGUAAAAUCCCAUCCAAUAACCUUCACAGUCAAGACUGAUAUGAUUGGAUACAGCUUUUAGCAACAUUUUUCUGAAUAUAAAUAUAUAUUAACUGACAGACUGACGAGUUGGGGUUCUGAAUGGGAAGUCUAGAGAAGAUAACAGUAGAUUUAUUCAAGUAAAAACUGAAGACCGUGCAUCUCUCUCAACCCUCCAGAUCUACUCUUAUGGCCCCUUUUUGUUCUCUAUUUGGCCAACUAAGACUGAAGACAACAUACAUGUGGUCCA
This is a messenger RNA of Oncorhynchus tshawytscha (Chinook salmon), 1072 nucleotides long. Its product is annotated as pre-B-cell leukemia transcription factor 3. The transcript is spliced from 6 exons. The record is from RefSeq and is a predicted model, not a curated record. Gene Ontology annotation, molecular function: RNA polymerase II cis-regulatory region sequence-specific DNA binding; DNA-binding transcription factor activity, RNA polymerase II-specific. The annotation marks the transcript as partial. Gene Ontology annotation, biological process: animal organ morphogenesis; neuron development; embryonic organ development. Lineage: Eukaryota; Metazoa; Chordata; Actinopteri; Salmoniformes; Salmonidae.